Messenger RNA from Paramecium primaurelia, 1566 nucleotides. Lineage: Eukaryota; Ciliophora; Oligohymenophorea; Peniculida; Parameciidae. The record is from the annotation of a GenBank genome assembly.
AUGGAAACUGAUCCUAUGAAUGUUACAUAAAAUUAAACUUUAAAUAGGCGUCAUUAUCCAAAAGAUGUUCAAGUAACUUAAUUUGUAUGAUAAAAAGGGUUUAAAAUCGGAAUGGUAUGGUAUUGAACAUCAUCUGUAAGAGAUUGGAUAAGACAUUUAACGCAAUGAAAGAGAAAUUUUGAAUCUAAGAAAGAAGGAAUUAUUGUACCUGAUUAUUAAUUCAUUCUUUUAGGACUGAAUUGGAUCGUAAAAUGCUUGAGUAAUUGCAAAUUAAACAGAAAGAAUUGGAGUAGAAAUAUGAAGAUGCACAAGAGAUGAAAAGGCGAUAAAUGAAAUUUUAAGAAGAAUAAAAAAAAUUCUUAGAGGAUAAGGCUGUGUUGUAAAAAGGAAUAUCUUCUAUAUAUGACAAAUAAAAAUAAGAUUCUUUAAUUAGAGAAAUGGAUUUGAGACAAUAAAAAUUAGAGUGGGAAUAAUAAGCUUUGGAUGAGAAUAGAAGGAGAAUGGAAUAGGAUUUCUUAUAGAGGAGAUUAUAGAAAGAAUAAUGGGCUAAAGAAUAAGAUGCAGACCUUAAACUAUCAUAAUUGAGACAUAUGGAAGAAAGAGAAAGAUUUAGAAAUGAUUAAAUAGAAAUUCAAGAAUUGAAUAGAAGAAAUGCUGAAAAAGAAUUAAUUAAAGAGGAAAAUUAUAAAAAUGUAUCAAUUAUAAAAUUUAAUUAAUAGUUUUAUAGGCUUUGCUCUCAAAAUUAAGCUUAAUUGUAGAAAAUGCAUAUUGACAAUGUUCUUUAACCUUUAUUAGAGAGAUAAGCUCAAUUAGAAUCUUUGAUUGCUAAAAAUAUGGAUGCUUAUUAAAGAAAACUACUUCAAGAUGAAUUAGAUAGAGUAAUGAAGAGACAAGAAGAAUAUAGAUAAACACUUAAUGCUAAUAGAAAGAUGUUGGAUGAUAGAGAGUAAGGAAAAGUGUAAGAGAAGAGUGUUAAAUAAGAAUAAAAUAAAUAAAGAUUAGAAGAUGUAAUUUGAUUAUAUUAUUGUAUUAGUUGUCAAAUUAUAAUCAAUUUUUAGUUUAAAGAAAGGUUGAUUAAGUAGAAUAAUAAAGAUAAUACAAAGAAUAUCUAGAUUAAUAACGUAUAGAAAAGUAUUAAUUAUCUAUUAUUUUAGAGAGGAAUAAAGAUUGAAAUAACUGAGGAUGGGAAGAUAAGAAAAAUCAAUGAAUAUGUUGGAUUUGUAGGCAUAUAAAAAUUAAGAGACAUAAUUAAAUGCAAAGAUUAUUGGAUGGUCACCAUAAGUUGGGUAAUAUAUAUAUUUAUAAUUAAAUAGUUAAUUACCACCAAAAUAAGAUUAUUUAUUAAAAUAACAAUCUCUAGCUUAAUUAAAAUAGGAUGAAAUGAAUACAAUUAAUUAAAAUUUGAGUAAUGUUUCUCAAGUUAGUCGAGGAUAAGCUUUAAGAGGAGCAGGAUAAAAUGCAAUUCAUUAAAAUCACAAUCCCUUAACAAAUCCUAUUCCAUUUAAUAAUCAGAAUCCUUACAUAUAGAAAUAAUAUGAGUAAAUGAUUAGACCAAGACCUUAUUGA